This is a messenger RNA of Arachis ipaensis, 748 nucleotides long. NCBI's taxonomy places the organism in Eukaryota, Viridiplantae, Streptophyta, Magnoliopsida, Fabales, Fabaceae. The record is from RefSeq and is a predicted model, not a curated record.
GAAGUAUGCUCACAGGGAGGAUGCUAGUUCUGGAAGUUAGUUCAUCAAAACACUCAGCACCAACUUCUUCUAAAGUUUAUUCUACAACAACUUUUGGCAGUUGCUCCAUCCUGGUUCAUUCACUUGGUUGGAUUUUCUUGGCUUGGUGGAGAAAUUUUACUAUCUCUCUGGCAGAUAUGACAUUGAGCUGACUGUUGGUGAUGCUGUCAUGGAGAACUCUUUCUUACGGCCACUUGGCCAUCUUGAAUUAGAUCUUCCAGAAGCACCUACUAUCAAGGCACCCCGUCUUCCUCCACUAGCUGUUGAUCCAUACACGAGAUAUGGGCCCAAAGCAGAGAUAACCCACUUAUUCAGGACUCCUGAAAGUAAAGUUGCUAUAGAAGGGAGAGUUCAGUUUGAUCUGCUCCAGGUCAGCUUCACCGGUUCGAUGGAGGUAGGCCGUGAAAUAAUGCAUGCUGCAGCUAGCAGCAACUUGAAACAAGUUUCACUUGAAUUAGUAGGAAAGUCACCUCUUCUAAUCUUUGAUGAUGCUGAUGUAGAUAAAGCUGCUAGCCUUGCUCUCUUGGGCAUAGUAUAUAACAAGGGCAAGGGUUCCUACUGGAAGAAUUAUUUUGGAAUUGCCUGCUGGAAUGUUGGAUGAUGACAAGGGUGAUUUCGUUGGCACUGCAGUUCGUGAGGCUUCUCUCUCUCUCUCUCUCUCUCUCUCUCUCUCUCUCUCUCCAAUUCUCUUCAUGGCUUAGUUGUGCCU